Drosophila rhopaloa is the source of this 983-nucleotide messenger RNA. It is a transcript of the gene Tengl2, whose product is annotated as endonuclease G, mitochondrial. Gene Ontology annotation, biological process: apoptotic DNA fragmentation. Gene Ontology annotation, molecular function: metal ion binding; single-stranded DNA endonuclease activity; RNA endonuclease activity. The record is from RefSeq and is a predicted model, not a curated record. Gene Ontology annotation, cellular component: mitochondrial inner membrane; nucleus. The transcript has 2 exons. Bases 10 to 966 code for a protein of 318 amino acids. NCBI's taxonomy places the organism in Eukaryota, Metazoa, Arthropoda, Insecta, Diptera, Drosophilidae.
UUAGUUUCCAUGCUCAGAAAAUGGCAGUUCCUGGGAUUGGGUUUAGUCCUGGGAGUGACUGCACUAUGUGCUUCUUUCGUGGGCGGCAUGUAUUUUCAGCACAAGGAUGCAAGAAGACGCUUACAGAAAUUAAUAAGAACGGAUCCCUAUGCCUACUAUGUCAGCCCCAAAAUUUAUGAAGUGUUUGGUUUCUUUGGGACACAGGAUAAAGCCGAUCACAGGAUGAGACAAAUUAUGAAAUAUGGAUUUCCAGGUCUGGAUGAUUUAAGGCUGUAUAGUGACUUCGUGCUCUCCUACGACCGCCGAAAUCGAGUGGCGCACUGGGUUUGCGAGCAUCUCCAAGUGGACAGCAUUCACUUCGUUCGAGGCAGACGUGGUCAGAAUCCCUAUCAAGCAGAUAUGAGUGUGCCCUCCAACUUUCGAUCUGAAUUGACCGACUAUCGGAGAUCGGGAUUUGAUCGAGGGCACUUGGCAGCCGCAGGAAAUCAUCAUUUGCAACAGAAUCACUGCCAGGACACCUUCUUCCUAACAAAUAUAGCACCACAAAUUGGUCAGGGCUUCAAUAGGGGAGCCUGGAACCAUUUGGAGAGAUAUGUUCGUAAUCUGGUCCACCGAUUUGGUUCCGUUUACGUCUGCACAGGACCUCUAUACAAACCCAAGCAAAGAUUGGGUGGUAAAUUGGGAGUGGAGUAUGAAAUGAUUGGACUGAAUUUGGUUGCCGUUCCAACGCACUUUUUUAAGGUCAUUAUGGUGGAAUCAAAACUUCAGCUUGGAAAACCCUAUAUGGAGGGCUAUGUUCUACCUAAUGCUCCUAUACCUGAUGAUUUGCCACUUCGAUCUUUCCUUUGCGACAUCCGGGAGAUUGAGCAUUACGCCGGCCUUAAGUUUUUUGAUGGUUUGAGGAGAAGCGCUAUUUUUGGAAGCAAUUAUCCCAGUGAGUCGCAGGUUUUUCGGGAAUUCGGGUGAACUAACAUUUCAUUUAG